This is a messenger RNA of Rhopalosiphum padi (bird cherry-oat aphid), 2280 nucleotides long. Its product is annotated as 2,3-bisphosphoglycerate-dependent phosphoglycerate mutase-like. Gene Ontology annotation, biological process: glycolytic process. The record is from RefSeq and is a predicted model, not a curated record. Lineage: Eukaryota; Metazoa; Arthropoda; Insecta; Hemiptera; Aphididae. Gene Ontology annotation, molecular function: intramolecular phosphotransferase activity. Bases 1245 to 2015 code for a protein of 256 amino acids. The transcript is spliced from 5 exons.
CGGCGUUUCGUUGUGAUCGACCCGAUAAAACGAGCAUAGUGCGAGUGUACGACCGUGUAUUUACGUUGCAUGUUAUUCGGCGGCAGCGCCACGCGAUAAUACCACCAAACUCCGCGAUUUCGUAUCGUGCGUGUGCAUGUGCGUGUGCGUGUGCGUGUUUGUGUGCGCGCGCCGAACACUAGCUGCGAGGUAACGGCAUCCCUUAUGUCGAAAAACAGGAGGAUAUUUCAUCAGCAAUAUUUUUACCACGCACUGUUUUUUAAACAUUCCUACAUCCCUCCCCGUGCCGUGCCGCCGCCGUCGCGCAGACACACCGCAUACCUAUCCCGGUGUACAUUUCUUUCACAAAAACGAACAAUAAUAAUCCACGCCGUUUCCGGUGCGUCGUGUCGUGCGUGUAGAGUGGUAUUUUAUUGUACAACAUAAUAAUAAUGUAUAAUACAGCAUUAUAAUAUAUAGUGCACGUCGUAUAACAUGGCCGAGGACACCCGUUAAAACCGCACUCAGCGGCGCUGCAGCGGCAGCACAUACUACGCGCGCGUAAGACGGCCACCCGGUUUCUUCCCCUCUCCGCGGGUCACAUUAUUCCCCCGCACACCCUGACGACGACCCCUCCACCGUCGUCGGUCGUCGGUCGUAGGACGACAACGGCGCGCACAGGUAAAACGCCCCCGGAAAAACGAAUUCGGACAAGUGGGGAGGGGAGCCCUCCCCGCCUAAGGCCCAAUUGCGCCGUGCAUGUCCCGUCUGCAGUGAUCGGUGCAACGGUUGCGGCGCAGAUCCGGUCCAUCGGCGCGUAUAUUCGAAAUAAAAACCAUCAACAACAUCAUCAACAACAACAACAACAACAACAACAACAACAACACAACAGCAGCAGCAGCAGCAGCCGUAAACAACAAUAACGUCGGCGCACCAGCGGCAGCAGCAGAAGCAAAAGAGCCAAAACACGCGGUGCGCGCGUACACAAAACGCCACGCCGCCGCCGUCUACGAGUAGCAGCAGCAGCAGCAGCACCAGCAGGCCUGUCGGCUGUGCCACGCUAUUAUAACUUCGGUACGGCCGUCCACGUUUAGACGUUUAGUGUUGGAACUGCCCCGGUGAGCAAGCGAACGGCAAGGCGGCGGCGCGCUGCGACCCGCGCGCGCACAAACACACACACACGCAAGCGCGCGAUCGGCGCACGCACACACACACACACACAGCCACGAUAUAUAUUAUUAUAUCAGUAGUGCUCUAUCGCAAAAAUGACAGGAAGACGAAUUGUGGUAAUGGCCAGACAUGGCGAAAGCGAAUGGUCUAAAAACAACGUGUUUUGUGGGUGGUACGAUUCACAUUUGUCUGAUCGAGGUAUGAAUGAAGCUAUCGAAUGCGCAGAAUUGUUGAAACAAUCAAAUUAUAAAUUCGACAAAGCUUAUACAUCUUUGUUGACUAGAGCUCACCAAACUUUAAACAUAAUCACUCAAACCAUUGGUCAGCCAAAUCUACCAGUAGAAGAAUCAUGGAGACUAAACGAAAGACAUUACGGAGCUUUGACUGGAUUUAAUAAAGCUGAAGUAGCUGAAAAAUAUGGCGAAAAUCAGGUACAAAUUUGGAGACGAAGUUUUGAUGUUCUUCCACCAGUGAUGGACAAGUCACAUGCAUAUUAUAUGGACAUUUGGUGUCACCCAAAAAUCGUGGCUCACUCAUACACCACAAGUGAAAAAUUCCCUUCUACUGAAUCACUCAAAGAGACAAUGGAGAGGGUUAUACCUUAUUGGGAUGAUUUCAUUGUGCCUAAUAUUAAACGAGGACAACGAAUUUUAAUCGUUGCCCAUGGUACAGUUUUGCGAAGUCUUGUCAAGUACUUAGAUGGAGUAUCAGAUAAUGAUAUUUGCUCAAUAAACAUCCCUUCGGGUAUUCCAUUCGUUUACGAAUUUGAUGAUGAUAUGAAAGUUUUGUCUUCGAAACAAUUUUUGGGUGAUAAAAAACGAAUCGAAGAAGGAAUAGCAAGAGCUGCAUCAAUCGGUUCUCAUUAAACUGCCAAAUUAUGAAAUCGACUUCAGCAAAUGACUAUUUUUAAUCUGGAAUUUUGUCAGAUAUUUGCUAAUUAAUUAUUAUGUUUUAUUUAAUUUUAUAAGUUAAUUUUUAAAUAUAUAAUUAUUGAUAAACUAUUCUUUUUAUAAUAAAAUAUAGUAUUAAUAAUUUAAUGAAAAAUAUUUAUUUGUGAGUUAAAUGUAUUGGAGAUAAGUAAAACGCAUGAGCGAAAAUCAAAAUAUAGUUUUCUAUAAAUUAUAAAAUAAA